This is a messenger RNA of Musa acuminata AAA Group (dessert banana), 2887 nucleotides long. Its product is annotated as protein CCA1-like. Gene Ontology annotation, molecular function: DNA binding. Bases 519 to 2510 code for a protein of 663 amino acids. The transcript has 8 exons. NCBI's taxonomy places the organism in Eukaryota, Viridiplantae, Streptophyta, Magnoliopsida, Zingiberales, Musaceae. The record is from RefSeq and is a predicted model, not a curated record.
AAUAAAAAAAAAUACAAAUUACUUCCCCGGAGAGUCCACAGAAGCCCACAAGAAAUAGUAGUGGCUGUGAUUUCUCGUCGAGAGAGAGCGAGGCCGAACGGUGGGCUUCACCCCUCCAGCUCCCGCAAUCGCCAUUGCAGACGAGAGAGAGGUUGAGAUGCGGAGGAGAAGUGGUAGCUCUGGGGAUGAUUCGUUGGCGUUCUUGACGCGUCGUCGGUGUCGCUUGAGAAUUCGAUGAGUUAUGAGAUACUUCUUGGAUCAAGUUGAGCGAUUGGUUGGAUAUAUGGAAGGUGGAUGGAUGAUUCAUGUGGCGGAUUUUAAGUUGAGUGUCCGCCGUUGCUUUCCACACCCCCGUUCUCUGCUUCGGAAGUUUCAGAUCUUGAAAUGGAAGAAAAAUCUUGCGGAGAAAACAUGGUUGCGAAGGUGAGGAAGCCGUAUACUAUUACAAAGCAGAGGGAGAAGUGGACAGAGGAGGAACACAACAGGUUCCUGGAAGCCCUAAAGCUCUAUGGGAGGUCAUGGCAACGCAUAGAAGGUGUGCACGUUCAAAUCCAGACUAUUUCAAAUCACAGUUUCCCUCUUACACCAUAAAUUUCAGCUUAUGUUGUUUGGUGCUUGUCACAGAGCACAUUGGUACAAAAACUGCAGUGCAGAUCAGAAGCCAUGCACAGAAGUUCUUCACAAAGUUGGAAAAAGAAGCUCUCAUGAAAGGUGUUUACCCAGGACAAGUUCAUGACAUUGAUAUCCCCCCUCCACGUCCUAAAAGGAAGCCAAGCAAUCCAUAUCCAAGAAAGAUGAGCACAGGAGUUCCUUCGCCCUCUCCCUCUGCAGAAGCUACAGAUGACAAACCACCAACACCUUCCUCUCUCCAACCCACAAAUCAGCAUUCCUUUCGCUUGGAAAGUGAUGCAGCCACAGAGCGUCUUGCCGCAAUGGAAACAGUGGCAGCUAAAGAGAAUUUUGAAGAUGGCAAUCGCUCAGAAGUUAUUGACAUCAAUCAAGAUGUGCCAUCUGCAUCCUUCUUUACGGAAUUCAUCCCCACAAGUGAGGCAUCAAAGAAAGAGAAGAUCACAGUUGAUAAAUCUUUAUUGCUUUCUGAAGUGAAUGAGGAGGCAGUGAGGGGAAGGAUGUGGUUUCUCCCAAGAAGCUGCACAAGUACACAAACCAACUUUGCUGAAGCAAGUGAACACAAAUCAGAUCAACAUGUUCUAUCAUCGAGCCUCUCUACCAAAGGUAACCCAAAUGGCCCAAAUCAAGCACAUUUUUUCAUCGGAAAAGACAUGCAGAACAGAGACACUGAUGCACAGAAGAACCAUACCAUCGUUGCUGCUGGUGCUGCUAACCAAGGAGGAGAUGCCACUGCUAACCCAUCCAUGACAGGUCACUUGCAGCAUCAGCUUCCGUGGUUCUCGCCAUUGACCCGAUGCCAGAGCAACCAGGAUGCGUGUGACUCCUUCCUCAACAUCUCAUCCACAUUCUCAACUCUCAUUAUUUCCACCUUGCUACAGAAUCCAUCAGUCCAUGCUGCAGCAUGCCUGGCAGCAUCAGGCUGGCCAUCCCCUGAGGUGGACACUUCUCUUCAUUCAAGUCCACCGGUGCAUAUGAAGCCAUCUCCGACCAUGACGCCUGUUGUUGCCGCUACAGUGGGAGCUGCAACUGCAUGGUGGGCAGCUCAGGGAGCCUUGCCAUGGUUUCCACAUUUCACUUUUGCCUUCACUUCAGCACCUCCAACCCGAGCUCAACCUGUGGAGAUGGUCCAAGAGCCAGAACGACGACAUGAUGCCUCCUUUCGUAAGCCUCUGAACCCAGAUUUAUCUGAUGAACCACAGUGUCAAACUUCACCUAUACCACCAUCCUCAGAUUCCGAUGAGAGUGUAAGAGAUGAAUACUCUAAUUGCACAGAGGUAAAAGCUUCGGAAAUUAACAACUCCCCACCAUUACUAGCUGGUGGAGUUAAUGAUUUGAGGAGCAAAAGGAAGCAACAUCUUUCUUGUGGAUCCAAUGACACAGCCAACAACGAGACAGUUGACAAAGAGGCUGAAGAAGCCUUCACAAAUACUUCAGCUCCCGAAAUCAACCACCGGAGACUUAGAAGCAGUGCAAGCACGGACGAGCCAUGGAAAGAAUCUGAAAAGGGUCAGCUUGCCUAUGAAGCACCUCUGAAAAGAGAUCUGCCCCGAAGCUCUUCUCCUCUGCAUGCUAAAGAUGCACAAACAAAGGUGAGGAGCGACAGAUAUAGCAGCAUGUUGCCAGCUAAUCUUUCCAAGAACGCAGGUUUGGAAACUGACCUUCUUCAUCCACAUUGUCUCAAGAAGGAAGAGAUGAGUAAGGAAAUCAACGACAGCACUGGACAAAGCUCUGUAACUAAUGAUUUCCGACAUGGGAAUUCCAUGUCUAGUCGGACGGGAUUCAAACCAUAUAAGAGGUGCUCAGUGGAAGCGAAGGAGAGCAAAGCAGUAUCCGGAGAAGAAACCGGGAACAAGAAGAUACGUCUGCCAGAGGAAGCUUGAAACCGUGAACAAGAAGAUACGUCUGCCAGAGGAAGCUUGAAAUCUGAUGGCACGGUACCAUACAUACACAGCUCAAGAAGUAACGAACUCUUUGAAGCUUUAGAAACUCUAAAAAUAUGUCGUGUUGUCGUAAUCUUAAUCAAUUAAUUCAUCAAGCAGCCCACGUAACUGCUAAAAGCUUGCAUUCCGGUUGGACUAAGCCAAAGCCUUUUUAAUCUUUUUGUUACAUAUAAUAUAUGAUUGAGCAUUUACGUAUGCAUUUAGUAGAAUUUUAAUCUUAGGGGUUCAGUAUGUGCAUGAUGGAACACAACAUCGGCACAAAAAUUCUCUUGUUUGUACCUAUUGGACGUCUACCAAAUAAAUAAUUUGAAUCACCA